Chara braunii is the source of this 704-nucleotide messenger RNA. The record is from the annotation of a GenBank genome assembly. NCBI's taxonomy places the organism in Eukaryota, Viridiplantae, Streptophyta, Charophyceae, Charales, Characeae.
CUAAGUGGUGAGGAGUGGAACUGAUUCUUGGUUGUACACCUUUCACCAUGGUUGACACACGUAGUGGCAAGAGCACCACCCCUUACACCAAGGCUCAGGAAGAGCAAGCCGCCACAGUACUCAAAGAGAGACGAGAGAAGGAGGCCAAGAAAGAGUUGAUUAAGCAGGCCAAUAAAUUGGCCUUACUUGAGGAACAGGCGGCGAAGAGGAAGAAGUUGGAAGAGGAAAUGGAGAGAUUGAAGAAAGAAGACGAAGAGAAGCUGAAGGCAGUAGACGAGGAAGAGAUAGAAGAGGAGGAAGAAAAGGAGGAGGAGCCGCUACUUAGAAGAGGCGCAGGAGAGAGAGGAGAAUUCAGUGGCACAAAGAACGAGGAGUCAUGGAUGGAGAAGAAGAUCUUUGAGUGGGUAGCUAAUUUAUCUCUGGGAGAAGAGGAAGAGGCCAUGUUAUAUGUCCCCCCAGAGGAGAAGGAAGUCGUAAUCAGGGAGUGGGAGGCAGAAAAAGACCCUCUGAGACGUUAGACUAUAGAGGAGAAGAAGAAGUUAGAUGGAAAUUGCGUCUCGCAAGGGAAAAAAAGAGAAGGAUGGAGGAGGCAAACAAGAUGGCGAGGUAAUUGGAUGUGAUAAAGGCGCAGAGAGAGGAGAUUUGGGCGCAAGAAGAUAUACAGGGAAAGCUAGAUGUUAUUUCAAUGAAUAUAGAACUCCUAG